CCUGCUUCCUGCUUCCGGUGCCGGGGCUAUAAAAGGCGCUUCCGCCUCCGCGCGUGCGACUUGUCGCGGGGCCCUGCCGUCGCGCGGCGCUUUCCUUUCCGGGUGCCGGGAGCUCGCGCCGCCUGUGCCAUGAACGCCCGCGGGCUCAGUGCGGAGAAGGCCGCUGCCUUCACCCGGCGGCUGCGGGCCGAGCCGCAGUUCCUGCUGGCCCAGAACGUGGCGACCUGCAACGACCCGCUGGAGGUGUGCUUGCAGCGGCAGGUGGUGCAGGACACGGUGCAGGUGUUCCAGCACGCUGUGCCCGCCGAGGGCAAGCCCGUCACCAACCAGAAGAACUCCGGGAGAUGUUGGAUCUUUUCAUGUCUCAAUGCAAUGCGUCUUCCUUUCAUGAAGAAAUACAACAUCGAGGAGUUUGAAUUCAGCCAGUCGUAUCUCUUUUUCUGGGAUAAGGUUGAACGUUGUUACUACUUUUUAAAUGCCUUUGUGGAAACGGCUCAGAAAAAGGAGCCUGUGGAAGGAAGACUGAUACAGUUCCUGCUUUCCAACCCCACAAAUGAUGGUGGACAGUGGGAUAUGUUGGUUAAUCUUAUUGAAAAGUAUGGUGUUGUCCCCAAGAAAUACUUCCCAGAAUCUCAUACCACAGAGGCUACAAGAAGGAUGAAUGAGAUCUUGAAUCAUAAGAUGAGAGAGUACUGUUUGCGGCUAAGAAAUAUGGUGGCGUGUGGGAUAACGAAGGGGGAACUUACUGCUGAAAUGGACACUAUGAUAGAAGAGGUUUUCAGAAUAGUGAGUACUUGCUUGGGCAGCCCUCCAGAGACCUUCUGCUGGGAGUUUCGGGAUAAGGAGAAGAACUACAACAAAAUUGGCCCUGUGACGCCAGUGCAGUUCUACAACGAGCACGUGAAGCCUUACUUCAACAUGGAGGACAAGAUUUGUCUAGUGAAUGAUCCUCGACCACAGAACCCAUAUAACAAGCUGUAUACGGUGGAGUACCUUGGCAAUAUGGUAGGAGGGAGGAGAACGCUCUACAAUAACCAGCCUGUUGAUGUCUUGAAAAAAUUGGCUGCAGCCUCUAUUAAGGAUGGCGAGGCUGUGUGGUUUGGCUGUGAUGUUGCAAAGCACUUCUAUGGCAAGCUGGGAAUCAAUGACAUGAAUAUAUUUAAUCAUGAGCUGGUGUUUGGUGUCUCCAUCAAGAACAUGAACAAAGCAGAACGAUUAAUCUUUGGCGAUUCAAUGAUGACCCAUGCUAUGGUCCUGACGGCUGUCACCGAGAAGGAUGGGCAAGAAGGGUCAUUUGAAAAAUGGAGAGUGGAAAACUCCUGGGGUGAAGACCGUGGUAAUAAAGGUUACCUGAUCAUGACUGAUGACUGGUUCUCUGAGUACGUGUAUGAAGUUGUGGUGGAUAAGAAGCAUGUGCCAGAAGAUAUCUUGGCAGUGAUGCAGCAGGAGCCGAUUGUUUUGCCAGCCUGGGACCCUAUGGGGGCAUUAGCCAAGUGAACUACAGUGUUUGCCUCCUAAUGAUCAACCAGAAGUAGAUGCAAUAGAGAAUCCCAGUGGUUGGAAGCCAUAGCCAAAUGUUAAUGUGACCAAGCACUCGGCAUGGUCCAUAUUCUUGAAAUGUAAGUUAAGGAUCUUUGGAAAAUAGCGCUUUACAGACUGGCUCAAUAAAAGCUCUCAGGCAGGCUACUCUGCAAAACUAAAAAAGGGAAGAAGGAAAAACUAAUCAUGAAAAUGUAUUACAAGUGCUUUCAAUGGCUGUUUGAUUUUAUGUUAAUUUUUUUAAUAAAAAUCAGCAUAGUAACUUAGUAGAAUAUUUUUGACUAGUAUUUUCCCUAGAAAAGAUGGCCAUAAUAGGCCAUUCCUUAAAGUUAACAACUAGGUGAUCGUUAAAACAGUUACAUCAAGGUACUUAUAAAUUAAUCAUCCGUGGUCUCUUAUACCAUAAAAGAAUAUCCAAAAUAUUUUGUACCUUUACAGUUUUAGUUUUGCUGCUUAGGGAAGAAAUUUGGAAGGGGACAUAAGAGUAGAAACUGCUCCAUUCCUUAAAAUAGCCUUUAGAAAAAUUUCUCUUCCAGCAGGAGAGAAACUGCUUCCUGGAGGCUUCCAGUUUCACUUGUUUUUAAUCUUCCGUUAUUGAGCUAGGACUGGAUAACUGUAUCAAGGCCCAGUGCUAAGUCUGUGUGCACAGGAGCGCUAUUUUUCAGUUAGAUUAGCAAGAACAACCGUAAAUAUGUUCACAGGUGGAGUUAGUGUCAUGCUCAACAGAAAAAUUUUAAUUGCUGCAUUUUAUUUGGAUGUUCUCAAAAACAAGAUGGUGCUAUGAAGCUUUUAAAUAAACACUUUCUUAAGUGA
Dromaius novaehollandiae (emu) is the source of this 2352-nucleotide messenger RNA. It is a transcript of the gene BLMH, whose product is annotated as bleomycin hydrolase. Gene Ontology annotation, biological process: L-homocysteine catabolic process; proteolysis; response to toxic substance. Lineage: Eukaryota; Metazoa; Chordata; Aves; Casuariiformes; Dromaiidae. The record is from RefSeq and is a predicted model, not a curated record. Gene Ontology annotation, molecular function: cysteine-type aminopeptidase activity. The transcript has 12 exons. The coding region runs from base 130 to 1497 and encodes 455 amino acids. Gene Ontology annotation, cellular component: cytoplasm.